This is a messenger RNA of Pocillopora meandrina, 1996 nucleotides long. NCBI's taxonomy places the organism in Eukaryota, Metazoa, Cnidaria, Anthozoa, Scleractinia, Pocilloporidae. The record is from the annotation of a GenBank genome assembly.
UUUUUUGCAGGAUUCAUCAGGAAUUCAAAUAUACUGACAAUAAAUGAAUCUUACCUGGCUUAUCUUCAUGAGUUCCUGGUCCCUGCCGUCGGGAAUAAUUCCCACUGGUUGCUAUGCUACCGCGCCUCUUUACAUGGCUGGGAAGGAGAGGACUUCCACACUCGUUGCGAUGGAAAGAAAUAUACCGUAACAGUUAUAAAGAAAAACCAGUAUGUUUUUGGAGGCUACACUGACGUUCCAUGGGGUAAGUAAUUUUUGCCAUUUGCAACCCUGCGAUCACGAUUCCAUCCCAAACCACUUAACCUAUCGAUGUCUCGUCCAACAAACAAACAGACUCAAAAACACGGUCUUAGCUUUCCUUUGCAGCAUUCGAAGGGAUUCUAAGAUUAUGUCAUUACUUCGUUCCUCUUCGCCGCCUUGUCAGUAGUAGUAUGCGAGCAAUUAUUUACAAACGUGCGCUUCCGUUUUCGGAAAACCAAAGGGUUCGAAUGUUAACAUGAAAACUACAGGGAGACUGUUCGCUUCGUGAGUCUAGAAUUUUAAAGCAUUUUGUGUGAAGAGUGUAAAGACACACGUUUUCAAUAAAUCAAUCCCUCCAAAUUCAUGUCAGAACUUUAACUGAAGCCUCACGAUUCAAUCUGUUGGACACGAACUCUCAUAUUUCUGCCAUGGUUUUCGUGUGAUGAUUUUAACCAGGGUUACUGACAUCAAGAUGAAGGACUUCUGAAAAUGGGUAUCAUAAUCCUAACUACGAAAUAUUGAGCAAGGAGAUCAUUUCCUUUUAAUUCUAAUGAUCUUUUAUCCGAGGAAAAGGAGGCAUUCAUGGCUAACGGAAUCAAAAUGUUUUCUUAGCCGAUUGUCCUUCGGGAGCAAGAACGAAGGACCCGUCAGGUCGCUGUUGAGUAUUUCCUUUCGAGUAUGAUCAAUGUGGGAAAUCUAUGGAGACUACUUGAUGCGCGAAUCCAGACUUUAAAAGAGUAUCGAUCAUAUCUAAGACGUUUUGUCAAUCAGUCACUACCUACCAGUUCAUGACUGCACUCAUGUUGCAGCUCCUUGAAUAAAUUUCUAGAUGUGCUACCUCAACCGUCCGCGACAUUUUUGUAACCAGUUUUUAUAACCAGUGUUAUAGAUGGAAAUCACGAAAAGGACUCACGCAUAAUGCUGCCUUCACUAGUACUUGGUGCAAGUAGAUUAUGCCCUUUCUAUCUUGAAGAUUUCGUGAAUGAUAUUUAAAACCGAUUAUCCGAAAAAAAAGCUAUGAAUGAUGCACUGAAUUAGAAUGUUUCCUUAGCCGAUUGUCCUCCAGGAGCAAGAACAAAGGACCGGUCUGGUCGCUGUUGUGUAUUCCCUUUCAAGUAUAAAGGCCGUACCUACAACAACUGUACAAAGAGUGGCUCUAUUAUUGGAAGGUGGUGCUCAUUCGAGGCUGUCUUCAAACGUGACUGGGCUUAUUGCGGUAAGAAUAAAUGUAAUUUUUCAUGAGAUAUACAUAUCAAUAUUUUCCUUUUUCCUUUUUUUUAGUCUCAAUAACUCUAUGACAAAAAAUUUGCAACAAGUAAGUCAUUAGAUGAUUUCCUUCAACUGCGGCUGUCUGUUGCCAGCUUUUAUAGAAUAAGUAAGCUAAGUAAAAACAUUUCUAUGAAAGGAUUGCAAUUUUUUCUCGUUGUCUUGACCUGUAGAUGAUGAUCCGUAUGAAGGAUAUCGUAAGACCGACAAGGCUUUCAUUUACUCGCUUGAAAACAAAGAAGGACUGGCGCCGUUCAAGAGUAUGGUGAAGCAUGGUUCCCAAGCGAUCUAUAUGGGGAUAAGCUAUGGUCCAACAUUUGGCGGUGGUCACGAUAUUCAUAUUGCUAACAACGCAGGUCAUAAUGCUCAUUCGUACACCAACUUUGGUCACUCUUUCUUGGCUCCAAGUGAAGUAAAGGAAAAGGUUACAGUGUUAACUGGAACCUACUAUUUUACUCCCGAUGAAGUAGAGGUGUUUUAUCUCCCUUAG